AUGAACAAGUUAUGGCGAUCUUCUUGUCUUCAAGUCUUGAUAUCUUUCUUGCUAAUGCAUCAGAAUCAGGCAAAGGAGAAAGAGAGAUUUGUGGAAAGGGUGGAUUGUAUCGCUGACAGCUUCACUGUGGUGCUAAACAAAUCCGAUCCAGAAGUAAUGAGAAUGAUUUCCAACCCGAAAGCUCAGCCAGUGGUGUACGUCUACGGCCAUAAGACUCGUCACCCUUGUGGAACUUCCAUGAAGGACGAGAAGGGACUCACAAACUACAAUUUAACAAUUCCAUAUGGAAGUGAAUGUGAUGUGACGCUCACGGACUUGCCAUUCCAUCGCUAUGCUGAAACUACUGUGGUACUGGAAGAUAACUCAGAUCUAUCGUUUGGAAAAACUACCAGGCUCAAUCAUGUCUUCUGUUUGUACACAAGGAGUGUCAAGACUAUUCGAUUCAGUGAUGUUUCCAAUGGUCAUGAGGUGAUGGUUUCAACCGGAGGAAAACCCAAACCAAAAGUUGAAAUGCUGUUCCGAUCCACAGACAGCGGGAAAACGUUACAAGCAGCUAGAGAAAACGAAUACGUGGAGUUCUUCAUAGCCUUGUCACCAGAUUCUGCUUAUCAUGGAAUCUCUCCAAAAGAAUGUACAUUCAGCGAUCGUGAAGAUAUCAGCGCGCCGGAUGCCAAAAAGAUCACAUUCGUUCAAGGAGGGUGUCCCGUGAACGGCAUGAACGACAUAAUUGACCCAUUGGCAAAUGUGAACGACCAAAUCUACUUCUCCAAGUUCCGCACUUUCCGCUUCGGCAACCAGAGCACCGUAUUCGUGCAUUGCCAGGUUCAAGUUUGUCUUCAAAAGGAAGAAUGCUCUAAGACAUGCUACAAAAAAGUGAGCGACUCAAAUCUCACCGCGGAACGACUACGAUUCCGACACAAGCGAAGCGUCACAGAUCUUCCGAUUAGACGAGCCAGGUCUACAACAUCAGACGACAAUGGAGCUGUGGACUUGACCAACUCGAUUACCGUAGUCAGUCAGACAGAAUCUGCGGAAUUAAUCUCCGCUCCAAGGGCAACGCCUCAACAAGUGUCAUCGGUGGUGUACCCGGCAAGUGAACAAAAAAGGGAGCCAUGUCCAAACUCGGAAAUUCUGGGAUUGAUUCAUAUGGCUAUCAUUGGAACUAUGGCCUCGUUAUUGUUGUUCGCCACCGCUACAGCGAUUUUCUUCGGGUGCAAAUUGAGGAAGUUAAGAAAGAAGGACUCAUUUGACAUGAUGUCCGCAUUCUCGAACCCGACUGUCAGCUUGCCACCUGUCACCUAUUCCCACUACCAACGAUCCGCUUACAACGCCACCGUCGACAGUCUCUACCGAUGA
Messenger RNA from Caenorhabditis briggsae, 1356 nucleotides. It is a transcript of the gene Cbr-dyf-7, whose product is annotated as Protein CBR-DYF-7. Bases 1 to 1356 code for a protein of 451 amino acids. NCBI's taxonomy places the organism in Eukaryota, Metazoa, Nematoda, Chromadorea, Rhabditida, Rhabditidae. The record is from RefSeq and is a predicted model, not a curated record. The transcript is spliced from 9 exons.